UAUUAUGUUAAAAAGGACGACUUCUAUGAACUCUACUUUUUCAUAAAUUGUGUGAAAGCAUUGAAAUACACUUGACAUAGAUAAAUUUGAUGUCAUAAUUUAAUCCAAAAAUUACAAAACUUAAAAUUUAUGAAUUUUAAUACAAUAAAAAUAUUAACUAAAUGAAAAGAAUCAUUCGUAAUUCAGCUCUGGGUGGCGGAAGGUCGUCGUGCGUCGUUGUCAUUAUCGCUUAAGAGUAAUCGAGUAGUCCUUUGUUGCUCUGCCUUCGAGAGUUUUACGUUUCAAGCCGCAUUUGCCAAUAUGUGACGUCAGAUAACUGUACCGAGUUACAGUUUUUUAAAGUGCAUGUUGACCAUAUUCAUUCGUGUUAACUUAAUGUUUUCAAUUUUUAUUAUGGUGGAGAAAUAAAAAAAAACUCAAAUUUGUAUUCUGGUCAGUCGUAUCGGAAAAAUUAGAGUUGGUGUUGUUAAUCUUCGAUUCGAGCCAAGUUAAGUCUUAGUUACAGGAGUAGUUAAGCAAACUUAUAAAACAAAUAAUAAAUGAAAAGAAAUGUCAACUUCAUAUGGGCAACAAACUCCACAGCCAACAAAACUGAACGAUUCAAAAUAAAUGUUACUUUCGUUCUAAAUUUUUUUGUAAAAUUAUGUUAAUUACGAAAGCUGAAAGAGGCAAAAGGAUAUGGAAAAUAUACAGAUGGUACUAUUAAGGAUACUUCACGCAGAUAUGCCAAUACAAAUCAGGCGAUCACACCUCGUCAUACGAUUGAUGCAAUUUUAGGUUUAAAAAAUCGCCACCAAAUGAAUGACGGUGAUUGUAAUGAUGCCACCGAUUUGCGUUGUAACAAAACUUUGGCACAACUACGCAACAUGGACAAUCAUAUGGUCACGUUAAUGCAACAGCAACGUAAUAAUUCUACAUAUUCCCUGCCUUCACCUAACGGUCAAAUGCACCAAAGCAAUAUGUCAUCUAUGAAUUUACCUCCACCUUCUACUCAUCCGCAACAUGGUCAACACAGUCAUCUUGGCUAUCAUAAUACGUUAAUGAAUUUUCAACAGCAGCAACAACAACAUAAUUUUCAUGCUGCCACUAACCACGUACUAUCAUAUAGCAAUCUUCAAGAUACCACCGAUAUUAACGACAGUCGUAUUAGUCCGUCCAUGAGUAGUAGUGAUUAUUUGAAUUCAAUGCAUCAAAUGGUCGAAGCUAACAAUUUAAACCAAUUGCACCACAACAAUGACAUGAGUCCACAUGCUAACAUGACGACUCAAUCACAAAUCCAACCACCAUCAGCGACAUCGGCAAUUAUGAAUUCUGGUGUCUAUCAUAGUCAUCAACAGCAUUUGGCUGCCUUAGCUGCACAUGCCCAAGCGCAGCAUGAUCAAAAGUUUGCCAAGUCAUCGUCAUUAUCCUCAACAACAUCAACUGCAGCGGCAACAACAACAGCAGCGGCUGCUGCAUCAUUAGUGGCAUCAACAAUGGCUAAUCAAAUGACGGCUUCAUCCACGUAUUUUUCCAAUAAUGACGCCGCCAAUCUUGUUCAUAACCUCAACGAUUAUGACGAGCGUUCGUUGUCCUCUAUGUCCAACGGAGGGGACAUUGAUGCCGUUACUGAAGAUGAGGAUGAAGCCAAGGACCCCAAUGAUACACACAACAUUGAUGUAACAUCUUCACCACAAUCAUCACAACACACAGGUUUUGGCAAUGGCACUGGACUUAAACGAAAGUUAACUUCAAAUUCUUCUCCUUACUGUGAUGACUUAAAUGCAAUCAACAACAUCAAUACAAAUGACGAUAGAAAUAGCGAGUGCCUAAGCAAAAAUAUAAUGAAUAGCAACGGUGGUGCCGGGGAUAAUUAUUUGCUGAAGAAUCAAUUUGAAGGAGGAGUGAGACCACGAUCGUUGGAAGACAUGCAGAAACAAAAUUUUAUGUCUCUUAAUGGGAAUUCAACUAUUGAACACCAUCUUAGCGGUCAAUCUCAACAACAACAGCAACAAAAGCACUUGGACGAUUAUAACAGAUUACACCACAUAAGUGUGGGAGGCAGUGGGGGUCCAGCCGUGGAUCAACAGGAUCGACUUAACGACAACGAUAGUGUUAUAAAUGGAAGUUGUGCAUCAAGUGAAGAUCUUAAUCAAACAAAUUCCAGUGAACAGGGUGAAAAAAUUACUUCCGGCAGUGAUGACGAAGGACAAGAUGACAAUUGUUCAAAAAAGAAACAUCGACGCAAUCGUACAACAUUUACAACAUAUCAAUUGCAUGAAUUAGAAAGGGCCUUUGAAAAAUCGCACUAUCCCGAUGUGUAUUCUCGUGAAGAGUUGGCCAUGAAGGUUAAUUUACCUGAAGUUAGAGUACAGGUAUGGUUUCAAAAUCGCCGAGCCAAAUGGAGAAGACAAGAGAAAUCAGAAAGUUUGAGACUUGGUCUCACACAUUUUACACAGCUGCCGCAUCGUUUGGGAUGUGGUCCUUCAGGCUUGCCGGUAGAUCCCUGGCUAUCGCCUCCUUUACUAUCAGCUUUGCCAGGAUUUCUUUCACAUCCUCAAACCGUGUAUCCUUCUUAUUUAACACCCCCUCUAAGUUUAACUCCAUCUAACCUGGCAAUGAGCAGUUUAGCAGGAAUGGGACCACAUGGUCCUAGUGUACAUGGACCGCAUCCAACCGGUCAUCAUCAGCCACCACCUGGAAUGACUUUGGGAUCUAGUAGUUCACAUGGAGGCCAUCAACAUUUGCAGCUAACACAUCUCUCACCACAUUUGUCACGUAUGUCACCACAGUCGAUGGCCGCAAUGAAUCCUCAAAUAUCUGUAGCAAAUUCAAUGUCCUCUACAUCAACAACAUCCUCUAAUGUGUCGGCCACAAAUUCUCCACUCACCUCUUUACCUCCACCUUCUUUAAGUUCUUCUGUCUCUAUAGUACCACAAUCACUGUCACCGCAAAAUCUUGCCACCGUCAAUGGUGACAAUGACUCCCAUUCGAGUGCGACAAAAUGCUCUUCUGCAAACAUUGAUGUGGUGGAUGUAGGUCGCGAAAGUCCCAUACCCACUAUUAACGCAACCGUAGCAACAAAUAAUGGCCCCAAUAAUUCAAACGUCAACGAGCCUUCAACACCACCUUCUUCUACUGCCUCCUCCUCCAAUGCUUCUUCAGUGACAGCAACAAAUCAACAACCGCAAACGACAGACAUACGUUCAAAUUCUAUUGCAACUUUACGCAUCAAGGCCAAGGAACAUCUUGAAAAUAUAAAUAAAAGUUUAACUAUGGUUUAGAAUGUCUGGUUAACCGUCACCGUAAUUUAAUUUUAUUCGAAUGACUCGUUCACCAAGCCUUCUUUUAUGACAUAUUUCAAUUAAAUGUUUUGACACAAAUGUUUAUAUAAGUAAUUUACACAAAAAUACAUACGGCUUUACAUACCGACAAAAAUCAAUAUACUGCAUAUGUAUGUUAUUAAUUAAAACCAUUGAACACCUAAAUAAAAAUGUUGGAGUAGUAAAUUAUUAAAUCAUUAGUUGUACUUAGUUUUUAAAAAUUUUUAAGUUAGGAAUGUAAUUUAACCUUCGCUCAUAAGAACUAGUUACUAAAAUAAACUUUAGUUAACUUUACGUACAUACUUGUAAUUUUAAUCAAAAAUAAAUCCGAAAAAAUAUAUAUAUUUUCUAAGUAGUUAAAAUACAAAUGUAUUUCUCAAUGCAGUCAAGUCAAGAAGUAAUAAUAUAAUAUUACUUAGUUUGUACUAAUGUAUUUAUAAUUAGAAAUAUAAAUGUAGUUGUAUUUUUAUUAUAUCUAUAAUUAAUAGUGUACUUUAAGAUAUAGUCUACUAGAUCAUUAACAAAUAAAUAAAUUCACAUUUUAAAACAA
This is a messenger RNA of Lucilia cuprina (Australian sheep blowfly), 3852 nucleotides long. Its product is annotated as retinal homeobox protein Rx. The transcript is spliced from 6 exons. Lineage: Eukaryota; Metazoa; Arthropoda; Insecta; Diptera; Calliphoridae. Gene Ontology annotation, molecular function: RNA polymerase II cis-regulatory region sequence-specific DNA binding; DNA-binding transcription factor activity, RNA polymerase II-specific. Bases 798 to 3263 code for a protein of 821 amino acids. Gene Ontology annotation, biological process: positive regulation of transcription by RNA polymerase II. The record is from RefSeq and is a predicted model, not a curated record.